ACAACUCGCUUAAAUUAAAAUUUCACCAAAAGUUAUAAUCUAAUAUCUCGGGAAACUGUACCCCAUGUUCGUCCUCACUAUCAGCUCCUAGUACGGUUUUGUUAAGUAGUUUCCAAUAACCACCUUAUUCGAUGCUCAGAUUUUCGCUUAAAAACUUUGAAUCUUCACAAAAUAAAUUCCCUAAUUUCUUUAUUUCAGUUAGCAUAUAAUCAUCUCAGCCCACUUCUUACUUACCUCUUCAAUUUUUUUCCUAUAUAUUUGAAGCGUAUGACGUGAAUUGCAGAUUGCAUUAAUACUCUUCAUAAUUUGCCAAAAAAGUUCUGUUAAUUUAGUUUUGGGUUAAUUUGUAUUGUGACUUUGGAUUCAUCGUUUCUAUUGUUUGUUGGAGAAAAUUUAUCAAGAUUCAGCCCAAAUAUCUCGUCAUCAGAGGAGAAGCUGUGGUAUUUGAAGUGCAAAGAAGUGGAAAAUCAGAAGCUAAAAAGGUGGAGAAACGGCUUCAAGAAUUGGAGCAUUCAUCCUUUUGGAUUCUUUUCGUCACUGCUUGCUUAGUUUAGCAGACUCUUGAAGACAGCUAUACUAAGGUAUUACUCACAUCUUAUAUGCUACUAUUUCAAGUUAUGACAGUUUAGUUUUGAGAUAAGCUUUAAGAUUGUUGUAUGCUAUACCAAGUAAGCAUGUAAUUUUUUUUGUAUGGUUUGUAAUGACUUUGAAAAAGCAACUUAGUGACUUAUAACUAUUUGGUAUCUCCAGUAGUUCAUCCUCUUUGAUUACUUUGAUUUAAUUAUAUAAUUGUGGGUGAUUUUUUAAUUUUUUUUUUUAUUAUUAUAUAGUGAGGUUUAAAUAGUAUGCAAUGAAAAUUGCAUCAAUAGGUCAUAUUUCAUAUAGUAAAUCCUAUACCUAUAAAUUUUAUUCCUGUUGCAUGGCUAUAAUGAUUGUCCUUUCCUCAGUUUUAUGAUAAGAAUAUAUGAACUAAAAGUAUGCUACCACAAUCUGCUUUGUUGUGUAUUUUAGUUUGUGAAGAAAUUGAUAUUUGUUCUGAUAAGUAAGCUUUAAAAAUUUCUAUUUAUUUGGUCAAAAUUAUAGUUCCCUUAUUAAAGUAUUAAUUAUGUAUAGAUAUGGAUACAAGUUGGAUAGAACUUCCACGAUGCCACACUCAAUAUGUCAAAGGUUGUAUGCAAUUCAUUAACUUUGCUAAGGUAGCUCAGGUAGAAGGAAAGAUUCGGUGUCCAUGUAAGACAUGUAAAGUGGAUAAAUGGCUUUGUGUAAAUGAUAAAGAAAGACAGAUCUUAUUUUAUGGGUUUUAUAAAUCAUACAAGAAAUGGAUUUUUCAUGGUUAAGGGGAUUUGCUUCAGCGUAUGAUUGGGUGUGAUGGAGGGCGUACUAGUCAAGGAUCCCCUCUGGAUCAAACAAGGUUUGAAGUUCGAGAUGAUAUAGGAGGCCUAUUAAUAUCUUCUUUUAGUUUUGAAAAACCCUCAAAUGACCUAACCUUUGAACCACAUGAAAAUAAUGAAAAUGACGAGUAUCUUGAAGACCCUGUCUUUUAUGAAGAGGAGAUUGACUUAGAAUUUUCAACAACGCAAGAUGAAGCUAAGUAUAAGAAAUUACUUGCUGUUUUCGAUGAGAAAUUGUAUGACGGGUGUACUAAAUUUUCCAAACUAUCUUUUCUUUUACACCUUUUUCACAUAAAAUGUAUGAUCCAUUGGUCUGCUGAAUCCUUUAAUAUGCUACUCGAGCUUCUCAUAGACGCAUUUCCCCAAAUACUUGAGUUCCCCUCAUCUUAUUAUCAAAGUAAGAGAAUAAUAAACGACCUUGUCCUUGGGUAUGAGAAGAUUGAUGCUUGUCCAAAUAACUGUAUGUUGUAUUGGGGUGAUUUUUCAAAGAAAGAAAAGUGUCAUGUUUGUGGUACAUCAAGAUGGAAGAAAAAUGAGGGUAGAAAUGAUAAUUUCAGAGAUCAAGAUAAGACUAUUUCUACGAGUGGUGAGCCAGCUAAGGUAAUGCGUUACUUUCCUCUUAUCCCUAGAUUGAAGAGAAUUUACAUGCCCUCAAAAACAACAGAAGAUAUGAGAUGGCAUUAUACUCAUAAUGAUAAAUUGAAUGAUGUUGAUAAGAAGAUGUUAAGGCACCCUUCAGAUGCAUUAGCUUGGAAAUCAUUUGAUCACUGUUAUGAGGAUUUUGCCUUAGAUCCUCGUAGUGUUCGAUUAGGACUUGCAAGUGAUGGGUUUAAUCCAUAUCGUUUUAUGAACAUGACUUAUAGUACAUGGCCUUGAAGGAGUUAUGUCUUCGUCGUGUGCAAUUACUAGAUACAUAAUUGGA
Molecule: messenger RNA, 2313 nt
Organism: Chenopodium quinoa (quinoa)
Lineage: Eukaryota; Viridiplantae; Streptophyta; Magnoliopsida; Caryophyllales; Amaranthaceae
Exons: 3
Coding region: 1356-2267 (303 amino acids)
Source: RefSeq, a predicted model, not a curated record